This is a messenger RNA of Daphnia pulicaria, 1755 nucleotides long. RefSeq names its product myosin-9-like. The record is from RefSeq and is a predicted model, not a curated record. NCBI's taxonomy places the organism in Eukaryota, Metazoa, Arthropoda, Branchiopoda, Diplostraca, Daphniidae. Bases 1 to 1755 code for a protein of 584 amino acids. The transcript is spliced from 4 exons.
AUGAUCGUGGCUCGCUGGGCAGCGCAUUACACUUCACUCGCUGUGUUCACUGUUGGCAUAUUUUUACUUUACGGAUGGGCGUUGAUUAUCGAUUUAUUUCAAAGUGUGUUUUUAACUGACAAAACUACCAAACAUGUCACACCAAAAGAAACCAAAAUCGAAAACGCUAAAACAGAAAACGAGGAAAAUAUUCGACUUUUAGUUUUACAGCAAGCUAACACAAAACUGACGGAACUAAAAGCGAACACAGAUCUACAAAACUCUAUCCUCGACAAAAACAAAUCCGCUUUAGUGGAUGCGACUAACCUCGCUAAAACGGAAAAAGAAGUUAAGAGCAAACUUUUGGAUGCAACGCAAACCGAGUUGACGAGCUUGAAAGCGCACUUGAACAAUCAAAAAUCCAGUAUCGAACUCGAAAAAUCUGCUUUGACGGAUGCAGUUAAAGCUGCUCAAACGGAAACGGAAGACAAGAAUCGACUUUGGGAACAGGCAAACACCGAAUUGAUGAACCAGAAAGCGCAAUAUGAUCAGUUAAAAUCCAACUUCGAUGAAGAAAAAUCAGCUUUAGUGGAUGAGAUUAACCUCGCUAAAACGGAAAAAGAAAAAAAUAGCAAACUUUUGGAUGCAACGCAAACUCAGUUGAUGAGCUUAGAAGACAAGAAUCGACUUUUGGAACAGGCAAAAACUGAAUUGAUGAACCAGAAAGUGCAAUAUGAUCAGCUAAAAUCCAACUUCGAUGAAGAAAAAUCAGCUUUAGUGGAUGAGAUUAACCUCGCUAAAACGGAAAAAGAAAAAAAUAGCAAACUUUUGGAUGAAACGCAAACUCAGUUGAUGAGCUUAAAAGCGCACUUCAAUAAUCAAAAAUCCACUAUCGAACUCGAAAAAUCUGCAUUGACGGAUGCAGUUAAAGCUGCUCAAACGGAAACGGAAGACAAGAAUCGACUUUUGGAACAGGCAAACACCGAAUUGAUGAACCAGAAAGCGCAAUAUGAUCAGCUCAAAUCCAACUUCGAUGAAGAAAAAUCAGCUUUAGUGGAUGAGAUUAACCUCGCUAAAACGGAAAAAGAAGUUAAAAGCAAACUUUUGGAUGCAACGCAAACCGAGUUGACGAGCUUAAAAGCGCACUUCGAUAAUCAAAAAUCCACUAUCGAACUCGAAAAAUCUGCAUUGACGGAUGCAGUUAAAGCUGCUCAAACGGAAACGGAAGAGAAGAAUCGACUUUUGGAACAGGCAAACACCGAAUUGAUGAACCAGAAAGCGCAAUAUGAUCAGCUAAAAUCCAACUUCGAUGAAGAAAAAGAAAAAAAUAGCAAACUUUUGGAUAAAACGCAAACCGAGUUCACGAGCUUAAAAGCGCACUUCAAUAAUCAAAAAUCCACUCUCGAACUCGAAAAAUCUGCAUUGACGGAUGCAGUUAAAGCUGCUCAAACGGAAACGGAAGAGAAGAAUCGACUUUUGGAACAGGCAAAAACUGAAUUGAUGAACCAGAAAGUGCAAUAUGAUCAGCUAAAAUCCAACUUCGAUGAAGAAAAAUCAGCUUUAGUGGAUGAGAUUAACCUCGCUAAAACGGAAAAAGAAAAAAAUAGCAAACUUUUGGAUGAAACGCAAACUCAGUUGAUGAGCUUAAAAGCGCACUUCAAUAAUCAAAAAUCCACUCUCGAACUCGAAAAAUCUGCAUUGAUGGAUGCAGUUAAAGCUGCUCAAACGGAAACGGAAGACAAGAAUCGACUUUUGGAACAGAAAAAUCCGCUUUAG